AUGUCCACCUCCCACAACUCGUCUGGCCGAGCUGGAAUCUGGUCGUACGUUUCUUUCGGCUCCCCUCCACGGCGUCGGUCCGUCUCCAGUGGCUUGCCACUGAGACACGCUGGCAACAGUGAUUCCAACAACGCCCCUUGGGACCCUUUUGAAAAGUCGGAGCGCCAAACAGGAGGAAACGGCACGAGCCAGCCUUACACCCUGGAGUCCAUAAGCACCGCCUGGAUGACUCAAAGUCGGCAGGCACGGUUCUUCAAGACCGGGGGAGUCUUGACCCUGAUCGUUCUGCUGUACUGGUUCUUCUCAGGAGGAAGCAGCCCUUCCAACAGCAAUAACAUAUACACUUCUAGCAAUUCUCCGACGACGAGAUGUACGAAACCUCACGACCUUUCCAAGCCCCUUGUCCAGUAUGCUAUCAUGAUCGAUGCGGGAAGCACGGGGAGCAGAAUCCAUGUGUACAAGUUCAACAACUGCGGGCCGACGCCCGAACUAGAAAAUGAAGAGUUCAAGAUGACGGAGCCAAGGCCCGAGGGUUCAGGGCUGAGUUCCUACAAGACAGAUGCGGAGGGCGCGGCCAAGAGUCUGGAUCCUCUCCUGGCAGUGGCCGUGGCCACUGUUCCAGAUGAUUACAAGUCCUGUACCCCGGUGGCGGUCAAAGCCACAGCCGGCUUGCGACUUUUGGGAGAAGAGAUGAGUGCGAAGAUCCUCGAAGCCGUCCGUACGCGACUGGAGACACAAUAUCCCUUCCCCGUGGUCUCCAAGGAGAAAGGAGGGGUUGAGAUAAUGAAAGGGGAGGAUGAAGGCGUGUUCGCCUGGAUCACCACCAACUAUCUGCUGGGUAAAAUCGGCGGGCCCGACGAGACACCAACAGCGGCCAUAUUGGAUCUCGGCGGCGGCUCUACGCAGAUUGUCUUCCAGCCGACGUUUAAGAAUAGUCCGCACGGGGGCAUGCCCGAGAAGAUGGCUGAGGGUGACCACAAAUACAACCUCAAGUUUGGUGGGCGGGAGUUCGAACUGUACCAACAUUCCCAUCUCGGGUACGGGCUCAUGUCGGCGCGGAAUGCUCUACAUGCCUCGGUUCUGGGCCAUAUGCACAAGCAGAACCCAGAUUCGAAAGCCUGGCUGUCGAAAGAGAUCCCCAACAGCUGUAUCAUCCCGGGCAUGCAGAAGAGAAUCAACGUCACCAUGCCUAAUGAUCACGAGCUGGCAGGGCAACACAGUGUGCUCAUGUAUGGGCCGCCCGACGGACUCCCAGCCCAGUGUCGGGCGCUGGCGGAGGGGAUUCUCUACAAGGAGAAAGAAUGCAACCUGCAUCCGUGCUCGUUCAACGGCGUCCACCAACCAUCUCUCUCGAAGACCUUCUCCCGCGAAGAUGUGUAUAUCUUCUCCUACUUCUACGACCGGACCCAUGACCUAGGCAUGCCGGAGUCGUUCACGUUGCGAGAAAUGCUCGACCUGACGGACAAGGUGUGCGGCGGAGAGAAACACUGGAACGCCUUUGCAGGUGUCGAAGGAGCGCUGGCGGAUCUGCGCGACCGGCCCGAGUGGUGCCUCGACCUGAACUUCAUGUCGGCGCUACUGCAUACCGGGUACGAGAUGCCGAUUGACCGAGAGGUCAAGAUCGCCAAGAAGAUCAAGGGCAACGAGCUGGGCUGGUGUCUGGGUGCCAGCCUGCCGUUGCUCGAGAAGGAAAGUGGAUGGGAAUGCCGGAUCAAGGAGGUCACACGAUGA
This is a messenger RNA of Capronia epimyces CBS 606.96, 1731 nucleotides long. RefSeq names its product guanosine-diphosphatase. NCBI's taxonomy places the organism in Eukaryota, Fungi, Ascomycota, Eurotiomycetes, Chaetothyriales, Herpotrichiellaceae. Gene Ontology annotation, biological process: nucleoside diphosphate catabolic process; protein N-linked glycosylation. Gene Ontology annotation, cellular component: Golgi apparatus; membrane. Bases 1 to 1731 code for a protein of 576 amino acids. Gene Ontology annotation, molecular function: UDP phosphatase activity; GDP phosphatase activity. The record is from RefSeq and is a predicted model, not a curated record. The transcript has a single exon.